CCUUUUUGGAAUUUUAAAAAAAAAUUAAUAACCUCCAUAUCAACUAGGAAAAAGAUAUGUGCUCUAGGACCACGCAUUUCCCUUUUGCUCAAAAACUACUAGAUUUUCAGCAUGGAAUGUCAUGCUAAAGGUUAUUUUGGAAAUCGUUUGCUUGUUCUGAAAUGUCUUCGGCUGCUUUGACUGCUUCAGAAUAGAAAAUAUCCAGCAUCUUCAAUCCAUUUCUUAGCCUCCCAUUCUGAUGCGUCUUUUAAACGUAUCGUGGAAAUAUUCAUAUGAACUCAUUGAUCUUUCUGGUUCCAGAAUCCUUUUCGGAAUUUUUUAAAAGACUUUUAAUAACUUCCAUCUCACUAGCUCUUAAUAAAUUUGUAGUUUCCUUUUUUUCUCAGUUGGUUGCAAAUACUGGUUGAGCUACAGGGUGAUAUCUUCUUCUUUCAGAGCCAGUAAAUUAUCUGAAGUUGCAAAGGUGGAGGUCUGCUAAGUGGUAGCUCACAAACAAGCAUAAUCUUGUAAGUUACAGAAAUGGCUCUGGGUUCGUUUAAGAAGGUUGUCUUAGGUUCAGUUGCCUUCGCAAUCUUUUGGAUUUUGGCAGUUUUCCCAGCAGUUCCUUUCUUACCCAUUGGAAGGACAGCAGGUUCCAUCCUCGGGGCAAUUCUUAUGGUUAUCUUCAAAGUCAUCACCCCUGAGCAAGCAUAUUCUGCCAUCAACCUCCCUGUACUGGGCCUUCUCUUUGGAACCAUGGUUGUAAGCAUCUAUCUUGAAAGAGCAGACAUGUUCAAGCACUUGGGAGUCUUGUUCUCAUGGAAGAGUUGGGGUGCGAAGGACAUGCUCUGCCGGAUCUGCAUUGUUUCUGCCAUUUCAAGUGCUCUGUUCACUAAUGACACCGCAUGUUUCUUUCUCACUGAGUUCAUAAAGAUUGCUAGACAAAACAAUAUUCGACCCGAACCUUUCUUGCUUGGGUUGGCUUCAAGUUCGAAUAUUGGAUCCUCUGCAACUCCAAUCGGCAACCCUCAAAACUUGAUAAUUGCUAUUCAAAGUGGCAUCUCUUUUGGGGAAUUCGUAUUGGGACUUCUUCCCGCGGUGCUUGUGGGUGUCUUUGUGAAUGCUUUAAUUCUUAUAUGCAUGUUUUGGAGGUUGUUAUCUGAUGUUAAGGAAGAAGAAGAUGCUUUGUAUGAAAUGAUUGUUCAGGAAGAUUCAGAGUCCGGGCCGCAACAGUCCACUGAAGAAAGUAAAGGCCUGCUGAAUAGAUGGAAGAGAUUGUGUAUUUACCUUGGUACUGUUGGAAUGCUGGUUGCUUUUAUAAUGGGUUUGGACAUGUCUUGGACUGCACUCACAGCAGCCCUCAGUUUUGCGAUUCUUGAUUUCGAAGAUGCAGGGCCUUGCCUACAGAAGGUUUCAUACUCUCUUCUGGUAUUCUUUUGUGGAAUGUUUAUCACGGUUGAGGGCUUCAAUAGAACUGGAAUUCCUAGCAGUCUCUGGAGCUUGAUGGAGCCUCAUGCACGGAUCGAUCAUGCUAGUGGGAUUGCUGUGCUGGCCAUUGUAAUACUUCUUCUCUCAAAUGUUGCUUCGAAUGUACCAACUGUUCUUUUGCUUGGAGCAAAGGUAGCUGCUUCUGCCACUGCAAUAUCUCCCAGUAAAGAGAAGAAAGCUUGGCUCAUCCUGGCAUGGGUUAGCACAGUUGCUGGAAACCUUUCGUUAUUGGGUUCUGCCGCAAACCUAAUUGUGUGUGAACAAGCUCUUCGUGCCCACCCUAGUUAUAAUAUCACUUUUUGGAGCCAUUUGAAGUUUGGUUUUCCAUCCACGCUUAUUGUCACUACUAUUGGCUUAGCUCUUGUAUAUUGUUAUGAUGUUUGAGGGGCCUAUUUAAAUUGGGCUCUUCUUUAGGCUUUGGAUCUUUAUAGAGUUCUAGGCCCUUCUCCUUUUUUCCUGCAUAGGAAGAAGCAAACUUCUCUUUAGAACAGAUGGUGUCAAAGAAAUGAUCUUCCAUUUGUAUACCAUAUUCCACUGCAAUUGUGUGCAAGAAUCUUAAGCAAGGUAUACUAAGCAAUAAAAGCACAAAAAAGUUGUCAUAA
Molecule: messenger RNA, 2069 nt
Organism: Populus trichocarpa (black cottonwood)
Lineage: Eukaryota; Viridiplantae; Streptophyta; Magnoliopsida; Malpighiales; Salicaceae
Product: silicon efflux transporter LSI3
Biological process (GO): transmembrane transport; arsenite transport
Cellular component (GO): membrane
Molecular function (GO): arsenite transmembrane transporter activity
Source: RefSeq, a predicted model, not a curated record